This is a messenger RNA of Kickxella alabastrina, 1962 nucleotides long. Its product is annotated as glycoside hydrolase superfamily. Bases 1 to 1962 code for a protein of 653 amino acids. Gene Ontology annotation, molecular function: cation binding; 1,4-alpha-glucan branching enzyme activity; hydrolase activity, hydrolyzing O-glycosyl compounds. The transcript has 4 exons. Gene Ontology annotation, cellular component: cytoplasm. The record is from RefSeq and is a predicted model, not a curated record. Lineage: Eukaryota; Fungi; Kickxellomycota; Kickxellomycetes; Kickxellales; Kickxellaceae. Gene Ontology annotation, biological process: glycogen biosynthetic process.
AUGCGGCUCAGAUCCGACAUCAGCGGCGACGGCACGGACGUCAUCAAGUCGGACGGCUACCUUGAGGACCACCGCGCAUACUUUGAGAAGCGCUUCGCGCACUUCAAGCGCUGGGUGCGCGACAUCGACGCCAGCGAGGGCGGCAUCGAAAAAUUCUCGCGCGGCUACGAGGAUUUUGGGCUACACGUGACGGAAGACGGCGUGCGGUACCGUGAGUGGGCGCCGGGCGCCAAGGCAGCCAGCCUGGUCGGCGACUUUAACGGCUGGGACAUCGCGCCAACCCGCUUGUGCGCAACGAGUUUGGCGUGUGGGAGACGGUCGUGCCCAACACGGCGGUCCGGCAGCGUGCCAAUUGCGCAUGGCAGCCACGUCAAGGUCUCGUUUGUCACAGACAGCGGCGAGCGCGUCUACAGACUGCCGGCGUGGAGCACCUACAGCCCAAUCUACGACGCCGUGUUCUACAACCCGCCGCACAAGUAUGCCUUCAAGCACAAGCGCCCGGUUCCAGCAGCUGACCUGCGCAUUUACGAGGCGCACGUCGGGAUUUCGUCGCCCGAGGCGCGCGUGGCGACGUUCAAGGAGUUCACUCGCGACAUGCUGCCAAUGAUCCGCGAUCUGGGGUACAACGCAGUGCAGCUGAUGGCCAUCAUGGAGCACGCGUACUACGCGUCGUUCGGGUACCAGGUGACGUCGUUUUUUGCGCCGUCGUCGCGGUACGGCGAGCCGGACGACCUGCGCGAGCUGAUCGACACGGCGCACGCAAUGGGCAUCGUCGUGUUCUUGGAUGUCGUACACUCGCACGCGUGCAACAAUGUCGAUGAUGGGCUUAACAAGUUCGACGGCACUGACCACUGCUACUUCCACGAGGGCGCGCGCGGCCGUCACGAGCUGUGGAACAGCCGGCUGUUCAACUACAGCCACCACGAGGUGACGCGCUUCUUGCUGUCGAACCUGCGGUACUGGAUCGAGGAGUUUGGGUUUGACGGCGGCGACUACAACGAGUACUUUGGCGGUGGCACCGACGAGGACGCCAUCGUGUUCCUGAUGCUGGCCAACUACAUGUGCCACAAGCUGUACCCAGGCUUUGUGACCAUUGCCGAGGACGUGUCAGGCAUGCCGGCGCUGUGCCGCCCGGUGCAGGAGGGCGGCGUCGGGUUCGACUACCGGCUGACAAUGUCGAUCCCCGACAUGUGGAUCAAGAUGAUCAAGGAGCUCAAAGACGAGGAGUGGGAUGUCGGCCACAUUGCGCAUCAGCUGACUAACCGCCGCUACCAAGAGCGCGCCAUCACGUACUGCGAGUCGCACGACCAGGCGCUGGUCGGCGACAAGACGCUGGCUUUCUGGCUGAUGGACAAGGAGAUGUACACCAACAUGAGCGACAUGUCCGAGCUGACCCCGGUCAUUGAGCGCGGCAUGGCGCUGCACAAGAUGAUCCGGCUCGUCACGUGCGCGCUGGGUGGCGAGGGCUACUUGGCGUUUGAGGGCAACGAGUUCGGGCACCCCGAGUGGCUGGACUUUCCGCGUGAGGGCAACGGUUCGAGCUUCCACUAUGCGCGCCGCCAGUUCAACCUAGUUCGCGACGAGCUGCUUCGCUACAAGUACCUGCAGCGCUUCGACCGCGCCAUGCUGCACCUCGAGGCGCAGUACCACUGGCUGUCGGCCAGUGACCAGUGGGUGACGCUGAAGCACGAGAGCGACAUGGUGCUGGCCUUUGAACGUGGCGGCCUGCUGUGGGUCUUCAACUUCCACCCGACCAACUCGUAUACCGACUACCGCAUCGGCACGGCAUGGCCUGGCAAGUACCGCGUGGCGCUGAGCACCGACGACGAGAUCUUCCUUGGCCAGGGCCGCGUCGACGCCACCGUCGACCACUUCUCGACGCCGGAGGAGUGGAACGGCCGCCCGAACUACGUGCAGGUGUAUCUGCCGACGCGCACAGCGGUGGUCUACAAGCACGACUGA